UAAAACAAAACAAAACACUCCAAUCCGUUAAUAAAUCAAACACAACAACGACUCACACACUCGCAGCAGAUUUGGAGCACAACGCAAAGAGAGGAAACCGGCGCCAUUUCGGAUCCUCCGCAGGAGAUUACAAAUGAAAACACAACGCCAGGAGGAGCCAAAAUGGCGAACCCUGUCAUCCAGUUUCAAAACCUCCGCUUCUCAAGGCGAUCCCGCCCUUGAGUCGACAGCCAAUCAGUCUCGCAAGAUGGGUUGAGUUGAGUUUCUGCAGCCAAUGAUACGUGACGAUUACAGCCAGGCACGCCUACUACUGGUGACGCGCUCAUUUCGCUUCAGAAAUUGAAACGAUUUCUUUGUUUAUAUUAGGGCUGGCAGAAGAGUGGAGUUGUUUUUGGGUUUACAGUAUUUUAGCCCCUGCUGUUUGAAAGAUUAUGUUCGGUUAAAAUGUUUCCGAAUGAUUUAUACAUUUUGUGUUCGUUUAUUACCUGCACUUAGUUCUAAAACAGAGUCCCUUUUCUGUUUUAUUUAAAAACCCAGACUGGACCGGGAAAGUUACUCCUUGCAAAAGUCAAACGAGUCUGUUUGUUUUCAUUCUUUAUCACACUAGAAGUGCUGAUUUUAUGUGCAUGUUAAUUCUCCAGUAAAUAAAUACUAAAUUAAAACCAAACUGAAACCAGUGAAGAUGGACGUCAGCGUCUCCGUGUCGUUCUUUCAAGACGAGCUCGCCUCUACCAUCGAGCACGCAGUGAAAGCGGCUGUAGACACCGUCUUGUGCCAAAUCACAAAAGUUGUCGGCGGCAAAUUCACUGAAUUCCGAAUGGAAAUGGCUGGAAAGGAGAAAGAGAAUGAAAGUCUGAAGCUGAGAUUGGAAAUAUCAGAGAGCGAGUUGAAAGCAGUGCGGGAAUGCAUGAACGCUGCAGAUGCAGACAUUAAACAACCUCUCAGAAACAUGAACCCCGACUGCAAUGAACAAGACUUUCAGAGGAACGAGAUCCAGGGAUUAUUUCAAGAUCCCAAAGAGAGCCGUGCAAUGCCUAAAUCUGAAGCACAGGAGGGUCCAAGGAUAAAAGCAGUUUACACACUACAGGAGUCAUUUAACCAGGAGUGGUGUUCAAGUCUAAAGCAGGGUACAGAGCUGACAUGUGUUAAAGAUGAAGAGGUCCCUCGACUGGAAUGUGUUCCUAUUAAAGAGGAAUUCAUAGAACAGGAAUGUGUCCCCAUCGCAGAGGAAGUUCCUGCUGAAAAUAAUGUCUGUACACUUGAGGAGAACAAGCAGCUGGGAUCCAGCCUGUGUGAUGAUUGUCCACCUGAAUGUGAACUGGGAUUUAGAGCUGCUAAAGGAAAUCUCACAAGAGGGACUCCAUUUCCCUGUGAUGAUUGUGGGAAGAGUUUCAGUUAUUUAUCAAACCUUAAAAGACACCAGCGCAUUCACACAGGAGAGAAACCUCAUCACUGCACUGAGUGUGGGAGGAGUUUCACACUGUUACAAAAUCUUAAAAUCCACCAGCGCAUUCACACAGGAGAGAAACCUUAUCACUGCACUGAGUGUGGGAAGAGAUUCACGCAGUUACAAAAUCUGAAAACACACCAGCGUGUUCACACAGGAGUGAAACCUUAUCACUGCACUGAGUGUGGGAAGAGAUUCACGCAGUUCGGAAAUCUUCAAUCACACCAGUGCAGUCACACAGGAGAGAAGCCUUAUCACUGCACUGAGUGUGGGAGGAGAUUCACAUAUUUAAGUUCCUUGAAAAUCCACCAGCGGACUCACAAAGAGAGAAAUCUUCUCAAUGCAGUGAAUGUCUGAAGAGUUUCAGUCACUUAAAAGACACGAUAAAACUCACAGGUGAGUUCAGUCAGUUGCUGGGUCUUGAAGGACACAAGAGAAUUCACAGAUCUUCAGCCACUUGAGGAUACGUAAACACCAGGACUAAACUGAACUAAAAUACAUAAAUAUUUACUGAAAACAAAAGAAUAAACUUGCUUGAUAAAUAGUCUGACUCCUAAUCAUUUCAGAUAAAAAAUGUACACUCACGGGUGGAACAUAUGAACUACAUCUUGUUUGGACCAUUCAUCAUCUUGUAGAUCAUUCUGAUUUUGUUAUGUCACAUUAGUAAUCUAUGAAACAGAUUGUAGUGUGGAGUAGUGGUUAGGGCUUUGGACUCUUGACCGGAGAGUUGUGGGUUCAAUCCCAGGUGGAGGACACUGCUGGUGUACCCUUGAGCAAGGUACUUUACCUAGAUUGCUCCAGUAAAAACCCAACUGUAUAAAUGGGUAAUUGUAUGUAAAAUAAUGUGAUAUCUGUAUAAUGUGAAAUAAUGUAUAAUGUGAUAUCUUGUAACAAUUGUAAUUCGCCCUGGAUAAGGGCGUCUGCUAAGAAAUAAAUAAUAAUAAUAAUAAUAAUAGUAUGCUUUGCAGUUAUCCGUUGUCGAUGUUGAAUCCUCAAAAAAGUCAAGCAGGUUAGUUAGACACGAUCUCCCUUUCCUAAAACCAUGCUGACUGCCUCCCAGGAUAUUGUUACCAUAUAGGUAAUUUUCCAUUUUGGAUCUUACUAUAGUUUCCAUGAGUUUACAUAUAAUAGUAGUCAGGCUUAUUGGUCUGUAGUUACCUGGUUUGGUUUUGUCUCCCUUUUUGUGGAUCGGUAUUACGUUUGCAAUUUUCCAGUCUGUCGGUACAA
Molecule: messenger RNA, 2674 nt
Organism: Acipenser ruthenus (sterlet)
Lineage: Eukaryota; Metazoa; Chordata; Actinopteri; Acipenseriformes; Acipenseridae
Product: zinc finger protein 239-like
Exons: 3
Coding region: 683-1804 (373 amino acids)
Biological process (GO): regulation of transcription by RNA polymerase II
Molecular function (GO): DNA-binding transcription factor activity; RNA polymerase II cis-regulatory region sequence-specific DNA binding
Source: RefSeq, a predicted model, not a curated record